Acanthosepion pharaonis is the source of this 2496-nucleotide messenger RNA. NCBI's taxonomy places the organism in Eukaryota, Metazoa, Mollusca, Cephalopoda, Sepiida, Sepiidae. The record is from the annotation of a GenBank genome assembly.
AUGGUAGUUUCAUAUUCUUUGUCCUCCUCUCUCUCUCUCUCUCCUUUUGUUUGUCCUCCUCUCUCUCGCUCUCCUUUUUUGUCCACUUCUCUCUUUCUUUUCUUUGUCGCCUUCUCUCUCUCUCUCCUUUUUUCUUUGUCUCCUUCUCUCUCUCCUUCUUUUCUUUGUCUCCUUCUCUCUCUACUUCUUUUCUUUGUCUCCUUCUCUCUCUACUUCUUUUCUUUGCCGCCAUCUCUCUCUACUUCUUUUCUUUGCCGCCUUCUCUCUCUCUCCUUCUUUUCUUGGUCGCCUUCUCACUCUCUCCUUCUUUUCUUGGUCGCCUUCUCACUCUCUCCUUCUUUUCUUGGUCGCCUUCUCACUCUCUCCUUCUUUUCUUGUCACCUCUCUCCCUCUCCUUUUACACCUCCCCUCUCACAUCCUCUCCUUCACCUCUCCACCCUCUCUUUCAUCUCUUUCUCUUCUUUUACCUCUUUCUUUCUCUUCUUUUACCUCUCUCUUCUCUCUCUUCUUUUACCUCUCUCUUCUCUCACCUCUCUCUUCUCUCUCUUCUUUUACCCCUCUCUUCUCUCUCUUCUUUUACCUCUCUCCUCUCUCUUUCUCUUCUCUCCUCUCUCUUUCUCUUCUCUCCUCUCUCUUUCUCUUCUUUUAAUUCUCUCUUUCUCUUCUUUUAAUUCUCUCCUCUCUUCUUUUACUUCUCUCCUCUCUCUUUCUCUUCCUUUACCUCUCUCCCCUCUCUUUCUCUUCUCUUACCUCUCUUUCUCUUUUACCUCUCUCCUCUCUCUCUCUCUCUCUUUUACCUCUCUCCUCUCUCUCUCUCUUUUACUUCUCUCCUCUCUCUUUCUCUUCUUUUACCUCUCUUUCUCUUUUACUUCUCUUCUCUCUCUUCUUUUACCUCUCUUUCUCUUUUACUUCUCUCCUCUUUCUUUCUCUUCUUUUACUUCUCUCCUCUCUCUUUCUCUUCCUUUACCUCUCUCCCCUCUCUUUCUCUUCCUUUACCUCUCUCCCCUCUCUUUCUCUUCUCUUACAUCUCUUUCUCUUUUUACCUCUCUCUCUCUUUCUCUUCUUUUACUCUCUCUUUCUCUCUUUCUCUUCUUUCUACCUCUCUUUCUCUUUUACUUCUCUCCUCUCUCUUUCUCUUCUUUCUCUCCUCUCUUUUCUCUUUUACUUCUCUCCUCUCUCUUUCUCUUCUUUUACUUCUUCUCCCUCUCUUUCUCUUCUUUUCUCCUCUCUUUCUCUUUACUUUCUCUCCUCUCUUUCUCUUCUUUUACCUCUCUUUCUCUUUUACCUCUCUCCUCUCUCUCUUUCUCUUCUUUUACUUCUCUCCUCUCUCUUUCUCUUCUUUUACUUCUCUCCUCUCUCUUUCUCUUCUUUUACCUCUCUUUCUCUUUUACUUCUCUCCUCUCUCUUUCUCUUCUUUUACUUCUCUCCUCUCUCUUUCUCUUCUUUUACUUCUCUCCUCUCUCUUUCUCUUCUUUUACCCCCCUUUCUCUUCUACUCACUCAUUUUUUAUUCAACCAUUUUUCUUUCUGCUUCCAUUUAACUUUCGAUAACAAUCCAUCUCCUCUUUUCCACCUUCCUCCUCCUUUCUAUAUUUACCUUUCACCAUCAUCCUCACUCCCUUCCUCCCUCAUUCUCCCUCUUCUUAUUUCUCUUCACCUCAACUUUCUCCUGACGCCAUCUUGUCUGUACGCAAUGUCCGAGGCUGAAGGACCAUUAUCAAAGAAUGCUUUUCAGUCACUUGUGUCUAUUCUCACUCUCUAUCUCUUUGCCUCUCUCUUUCCUUCCUCUCACUUUGUAUCUUUUGCUUUGUUUCUCUUAACCUCUCUAUCAUUUUGCUUCUCUUACAUCUCUCGCUCGUAUUUUGCCUCUCCUCUUCUAUUCAUCACUCAAAUCCUCUUCCUUUCUCUCUCUCUCUCUUCCUUCUCAUCUUUUCUAUGUCUGGCGAUACUCUCACUUAUCCUCUCUCUCUCUCUCUCUUUGAGCCUCUAUCACAUUGCUAUCCUCUUCUUUUCUCCUCACCUUUUCGAUCUGUUUCUUUCCUCUCUCCUUCAUUUCGAUCUCUUCUCAUCUCUCUUCUUCUCUUCACUCUCAUUUGUUCUUCAUUCCCUCUCGCUUUUCCUUCUUACCCUCUCAUUCCCCCUUUCCUUCUCACAUUCCAUUUUUCUUUUCUUCUUUCUCCUUUUCUCUUUCUUUUUCCUUUUUCUUUCUUGUAUUUCUUCUUACCAUUUCUUUUAUUAUCCAUCUUCUCUCGUCUUUUCUCUCUCUCUCUCUAUUUUUCUUGUCUCUCUUCUUCCUGCCACUUUAUUUCUUUUCUCCUCUUCUCUUUUUCUCUCCCUCCCUCUCUCUCUUGUCCCAAGUCUUUCUUCUUCCCUUCUCUCUUAUUCACUUCUACCUCCUCCUCUCUACAUCCCAAUGCUUUAUUUCUUAUUUAUUAUUUGUCAGAGUGGCUGUUACUUGAGAACUGGUUAUUUGAGAAAGAAGGAAAAAGUCAUAUAA